AUGACAGCCGGACGUUCUCGAAGCCAUUUUCGGCAGCUGGCAAACGUGGUGCGGAACAACCUGGAAAACCAGCAGGACUGGACACAGUUGCAGACCCAUGGCGAUGACUACGAACCCGACAACGAGCAGGACGACGGUGGUGGCAGUGGCAGUGGUACCGGAACGGGCGGCAAGCGGAUCCUGCUUUCUGGUCUGCCGCCACGGCGAGUGUACAUCCACCCAGACGAGCAGAUCGAGCUCAUGCGUGCGGAGCGAGCUCUUGGCAACGGCCGCCGCAUCGCCCAGCCACCCGAGCACGAGUGGGUGCUGCCCAUGCAUCUGGCCGAGACGCCCACGAUCAGCCAGUUUGCUGCCAUCUUCGACUCGAUCGACCCACUUCCACCCGCAGCAGUCGAGGCCGAAGCGGCAUCUCCCGACGAGGGGCAGGAAGAGGAGACGGCAGCCCAGUGGAAGAAGUGGCGGAACGCCAAACGGAGCAAGCGCCUUUUGCUGGCCAUCGUUCAGGACGACUCGACGGUGGUCUAUUAUGUCAUGCAGGAUGGCAUCGUGAAGCCGAGACAGAACUGA
Messenger RNA from Grosmannia clavigera kw1407, 567 nucleotides. Its product is annotated as tRNA-intron endonuclease. The transcript has a single exon. Lineage: Eukaryota; Fungi; Ascomycota; Sordariomycetes; Ophiostomatales; Ophiostomataceae. The record is from RefSeq and is a predicted model, not a curated record. Bases 1 to 567 code for a protein of 188 amino acids. Gene Ontology annotation, biological process: tRNA-type intron splice site recognition and cleavage; tRNA splicing, via endonucleolytic cleavage and ligation. Gene Ontology annotation, molecular function: nucleic acid binding. Gene Ontology annotation, cellular component: tRNA-intron endonuclease complex.